Pararge aegeria (speckled wood butterfly) is the source of this 4885-nucleotide messenger RNA. Its product is annotated as mitochondrial genome maintenance exonuclease 1-like. The transcript has 5 exons. Gene Ontology annotation, molecular function: single-stranded DNA exodeoxyribonuclease activity. Gene Ontology annotation, cellular component: mitochondrion. Lineage: Eukaryota; Metazoa; Arthropoda; Insecta; Lepidoptera; Nymphalidae. The record is from RefSeq and is a predicted model, not a curated record. Bases 150 to 1358 code for a protein of 402 amino acids. Gene Ontology annotation, biological process: mitochondrial DNA replication.
UAAAACCACAGAACAAAACAAAAACCAAUACUUUCUUUAUAAAAACAAUUUUAAAUUUUGCAUUGCAUCCUCCAGCGAUAGACUGAAAGAGUUCUAGGAAAACAAAUAAAUAAUUAAGAUUAUUCUCGCCUUUUAUAAUAUUGAUUGCAAUGUUGAGACCUUUUUUUUCAUAUUUUGGCCAAAGAAUUACCGUACAAAAACAAUCAGUAAGAAACAAAGUGAUUCGACCCCCAUCUAUAUUGAAACCACCCGAAAAAAUAAAACUUUAUAAUAAAGAGAACAAGGAACUGUUUGGAGCUUUGCUAGAGACGAAUAAACAACGAAAAAGUCGUUUGCGAAAGGAAGCUAAAAAUAGAUCGCAUCAAAACAACGCUGCCACUACGAACGAAAGUACGCAAAAGUUUGACAUUCCGAGCGAAAAUGUUGUGAAGUACUUUAUUUCAUAUUCAAUUCAAGCGCGGAAUAGUGUUGUUGUCAGUUUAGAAGGUGCAAAAAACAAAAUGUUGCAAAAAACAAGGACUUGUUCAAACUUAGUUGGUGUGCUCUUCAAUUGUGCAUCACUAAGAGGCUUGAAGACACAAGUGGUCUACAAUGCUGCACGUAGUUCCCCAGCAGAACCUGGAUAUGCGAGCGAAGAUAAAAUCCUCCAAAUAAAACAGUAUCAGAAUGAUUUCACACAACAGUUCCCGUCAGUAACUUUGAUUUUAAAUAAGACUAUGACUGAAGAAACUAGAAAAGCUUUAGAAAAGUGGAAGCAUGAAAGAAUAGCUGAAAUGGGUGAAGCAGAAUUCAAUAGGUUUUAUGAAGCACAAUUAGCAGCCGGUACUAAAUUCCACAGUACCCUCAAGAAUUACUUCACACAGCCUCAAACUCAACUGCGCAUAGAAAAGGAGAUAGAGGGAGUUUGGGUGUCUGUAGCAGAAGUAUUGAAGAGGAUAUCCUCACCGAAAGCAAUAGAGUCCAAUGUUGUGCACCCUGUGUUGAAAUAUAGAGGGAUAUUUGACGCCAUUGCUGAUUAUGAAGAGAAACCAACACUCAUCGAAUGGAAGAAAUCCGACAAACCGCGCAAAGCUAUUUCAGCAACGUACGACAACCCCGUCCAACUAGCAGCCUACUUCGGCGCAGUGUGCAACGACCUCAACUACAAACAUCUGAACGUGCGUGAUGCCUUGCUCGUUAUAGCUUAUACGGAUGGCUCGAAAGCGGACGUGUUCCAUCUUUCUACAGACAAACUGAGAGAACAUUGGGCGCAAUGGUUAAUACGAUUAGAGCAGUACGUGAUUAAAUAUGGCAAUGAUUCCGAGAAGAUACUCAAAGGUGGCAAGAGGAUGUUUGAGGAAAAUCUCGGGAAUCUCUAAAAUUAUUCUGAUUCAGAUAAUCAAUCAUCUAUUGAAGCUAUCUCGGGAGAUAAAUCAAGAUACCUCACUGGAGUCUCAUCGGAUUAAGAUAUGAUGUACGGGGUAAUGACAUUAGAGUGUCAUAAAAUUAUUAUAAUGCCCUAUAUGUUGGACAACAUGUACAGGGCAAAUUGGCAUAUAUGUAUUGCGGUGAAUAUGUGGAUGUUGGUAUUCACCUGACAUGUACCUCAUAACAAAUUUGUUAAAAGAAUUUAAAAAAAAAAUUCAAUUAAAUUUUUCAGAAUAAACAAUAUUCUUUAUGAUGUACAUCCAAGCAUAAUCAUAACUACGUAAAAAAUUUAAAUUUUCAGUAUAAAAUCGCUCAGGUGAUUACUUAAUUUUUUUUGCAUCCUCAAUCUCUUAUGAAGUAACUAAACUUAGUUUUUGGCUCUGAUUGAAUGACGCUAUUUUGGCGCUGCGAGUUGGUUAGCCGUUAAACGAGUGUCCAAGGAACUAAAAUUAAAAUGACUAAAACCACUACCUCAUUAGUUUCUCAGACAGUCCUAUGUCACGUGUCGCUUCAUACAGGGACAUAAGCUAAGUUGUCAUAAAUAUAGGGUAGCUAGUAAAGUAUGAUAGAGAUUGAGAGUGCGCUGCUAGUCGCUCAAAAUCUGUCAUCUGCAAUCAAACUCUGUGUGUGACAACAAUUUUUUAUGACUAUAUUAAAAAAAUGUAAACCCACUUCCCAGAUUAGUCUUUUGUUGCGGCCAACAUAAGAGUAUUAGAAUAAUUAUGAAUUGUGUAAAUUUUAAAAUGCUUUGUUAGAAUUGCGUACAACAAUAUGGUGACUUGUUUUUAUUUCACAUGAAUUUAGCGUUAUCAUUUUAAUAGAAACGUUAACUGCGGGACAUAGGUAUUUUGUAGGGAUUUCUGAACUUUACACUAUUUUGCUGCUUGUGUCCCGUGGCUUCGUUUUGCUUCGGAUUGCCAACACUACAAUUUCAUUUUGGGAUUGACACUCACCUUUGGACCCUAACGGCUGAUUUACACAGUGCGUAACGUGGUGUCGGACGUUGUCCUUAUCGGAAUAAUAAUCACCGAACGGAGGAGGGAUGUACACGUCCAACGCAACAGCGCCUAUAAUAGCGCACGCAGCAACGUUCCUGCACCGGACUGCCCGUGUUGACGCGUCAAAGUUCUUAUGGUGGGGUGCCGCAACGCACUUUGUGGAUAGGACGAUAAGUCCAUAUAAGGUAUUUGAAGCUUAUCUUUCGUUUAGCAUCACUGAAAUGCAAGUUCUACGCGGUGCGUUGCCGCGUCGUACGUGAGUGGGAACGAGUCUACGCGUUCUGGCGCCGCAACGCAUUUGUUGGUGCCCGUGAUAACGUUGCUGCGCCUGACUGUCCGUGUCGACGCGUCAAAACUUACGGUGCGGCGCCGCAACGCUGCAUGUAAAUUAUACCCAUAGAAGAUCUUCAGAGACAUUUUUCUUUCGUUUAGCAUCACCGAAAUGCAAUAUUACUCGUAACAUGUGUUGUGUGGACGCAUUUAUUGUUUUAUAUUAUUACAUUAUAUUUAUAUUAUAGUAUAUGAUGUGACGUCAUUAUUAAAAACGGUAAUUGUAAAAUUAUAAUUGUAGUCAAUAAAAUUGCCAAUUAUUUCAACUAAUUGUUGUCAAUUGAUAGAAAGGGACGAUGGGUGUAUGAAAAGACUGCCAAAUGUUAAUAACACAACCAGCACUCGCCGCACUUCAUUGUCAUGGUUCAACUCCCUUCACAUUCGAUGGAUUUCGGGAGAUUGGAUACAAUAACGCGACUAUGGUAUCCCAUUUCUUCAAGUUUCUGUUUUCGCUGUUGAUGUGGAUGACUUUUUGAUGAAUACAAAUAGUGGUAAAUACCACUAUAUAUUAUAUAAAUAUCGUUUAUCAAACAAAAAAAGGUACAUCAUUGAACACUUCUGUUCGGGUGAAAUUUAAACAAUCUUCUUACGUAAAAUAAAACAUGUUCGGAACUCUUUUUUGAUUAGUAAACGAUAUUAAUAUUAAAUAUUAGUAAUAAAAUAAAUAAAUAGGUAUACAAAACAAAGCAACAUUUGCUCCAUCAUCAAUAUCCUAAAACAGCCCACUGCUGGCCUCAUCCAAGGGGUCUAUUUUGCUUUUAUUUUACAGUAUCCAAAUGAUAAGACGCUCCGUUGAAGUUUGCGGCGCGUGUUUUUAUAUGUGCUAUUAGCUAAUGUUAAAUGUUGAUCGGAAUGUUGUUAUAAGAGAUUUAAAAGCUCGAAAUUUCGUUAGUGGUAAUUCGGUAGAACCACCAUAUAAAAUGUGCCAUCGUUUAACAAAAUUGUCUUUAUGGAAAAGUGUGGCAAAUUUUUUGUUGUUUUAUGACUUUAGAAGUAUCUCGUGUUACUACAUAGUAAGAAGAAGUACUGGGAAUUUUGUCGUAUAAAUUUUAAUAAUCAUAUUAACAUACUUGUGUAACAUAUUGAAUUAGAAUCGCGAACAAAAUAGUAGAAAAUUUUAUAGUUUUUUCUAUUAUUGUAACCCUAUUGCUACUGCAGUGCCAUCUACUAUUUUAUAUCACUUUCAAUGAUUUGACAGAUACUUAGAUCGAAUUGUUGUUUUUUUUUAAUGUAACUAUAAUGUAACUUAACAAUGUGUUUACUUAUAUUUAAUUUGUUCCACCUACUUUGUUGUUGCUUGUUCCUACUCGUCUAAAAUAUUAAGUAGCAUAAUAACCUCAUUGUCUAAGUAGUACCUAAACCAUAGUUUAAACCUCAUUGUCUAAGUAGUACCUAAACCAUAGUUUAGUCAUCAAACUUCUACAAUACCAAACUUUCACGAAUUUCUUACUCAGACUAGAUAUUUGGUUAUUGUUUUGCGAGCUUCUCUGCUUAUAUGCCAAAAUUUAUUAACUAGUCAUUUAGUGUUUAUAUAAACGUUACAGAUUAUUAGUCUGCACAUAAUUGUAAAAAAACAAUUCAACACUUAACAAUGUUAAGUGUCAAAUUGCGAACAUGCUCGAUGUUUUAUAAUUUGACAUAGUUAAACGAGACGAAACCAACUCACAUAUGAGACUUUACGGGCCUGCGUCGUCUGAAUAUUUAUGGAAUUUAUGUGUAAGUGGCAAAGGUUUCCCACAUUUAUUUGUAAGAUUAUAUUCAAUAUGAUUAAAAAUAUAAACAAGUGAGUAAACGCAAAAAAACACUAAAAGUACUGUUAAAAAACAAACAUUGUAAUACUGACUGUUUGCUUAGUUAAAAACUUAUGUAAAUAAAUGUAAUUAGACACGCUUUAAAUUAUUUUAUGCAGUUAAAAGUUAUUAAAAUAUAAUAGUGUUACAUAAAUAUUUAAAAAAAAAUACAUAAAAAUUCAAAGUCGAAUUGAGAAACUGCCAUUUUGGGGAGUUUUUUAGGAAUAAACUUUUUAAAUGUUCGUGUACAAACAGGAUCCAAAUCCUUCUCUUGCUGCCUUAAUAAUAAUUAAUGAUUGAUGGUCUGAUUUAAGUUUGUAUCACAACUGAUGUCAUUUAAUAAAGUACCUAUUCUCAAAA